UCGACGGUGUGCUAUAUAAAUAACGACUUUACCUGACAGACUUUUGCAUUAGUGUGAGCAGUUUAGUGUUUUAUACUGACAGGCACAAAACGGAACCCGUCUUAGCCAAACACUGUUGAGGUUGUCUUGUUGGUUUCCUCCCGUCACUGCUGCUUUCUUGCUUAGCGACGUCGGCCGAGCCUAGCUUACCGUAUCUACGUGCCAAAUGAUGCUCACAGGGGGGGUAUUAACUCAACACCACCCGUAAUGUUGCGCUGGUUGUCGCUGCGCGCCUUGUAGGUCGUUGUUUGGUUCGAGAAAAAGAGUCCAGGAAGCUUGGAGAGAGAGAGAGAAAAAAAGAGAGAACCAAGAGCAGAGCAAGUCAGGAGGCCACGGUCCCCCUUCUCGCUAACACACACACACGCACACAUCACCACGGCCUUGAUGGUGAUGCAUGCAAGGAAACCAGCAAGAGUCAGUGAUGGGUGCACCGACAGAAGGGAUCCACAAUCCUAUCAGACCCAUAAAUCUCAGCCAAAGAGCCAGUCCAGCAGCCUUCACCGUUACGACAAGGUUCGGGAUGGCUCGUCAGAAUCCACGCCCCCUUAUAAGAUGCGGCGCUCGGAUGAAAGUCCUGUCAGCAGACACGUUGACAGCACAGGACACGGCAAGGCAAAGAUCUCGCACACCGUUCGGGCGAAAAACGGGACCAGCGACUCUCCCCAUGAGAACUCUCAAAACAACAGCUCCCACCAUGUUGCCGAUUCGCAUUCAGUUCAGAGCAAGCCUGCAGAACGAGAUCCAGCAGAUGACUGGACAGAACACAUCAGCUCUUCUGGGAAGAAGUACUACUACAACUGUAGAACUGAGGUCUCCCAGUGGGAGAAGCCCAAGGACCUGUUGGAGAGAGAGCAACGACAGAAGGACUCAGUCAAGUUGCCGGCGAACAGUUUCCCUCGAGACAUGGACUACAGACAAGAGGCCUUACAGGACAAAGCUACUAAAAACUCAUCAGGGGACCAAUCCAGUGCGUCCAACUCCGGCCAUGUGUGCUCUUCCUCUCAGAGCCUAAACUCAACGUCCGCCCCGACUACCACCUCCUCAACCUCCUCUUCCUCCGCCGCGGGCCAGUUAACUCAAACUGUCCAGUCCCAGUCUCCGGCACUGCUUCAGGACCCGGCUCUCCUGCGGCAGCUCCUGCCUGCACUUCAAGCGACUCUGCAGAUGAACAAUGGAGGGAUGGACAUGGCCAAGCUCAAUGAAGUCUUGACAGCCGCUGUCACCCAAGCUUCCUUGCGGUCUGUGCUUCAUAAGCUCCUCACUGCUGGACCCGCUUUCAACAUCACUGCUCUGCUCUCAGCUGCUCAGCACGCCAACCAAGCCCAGCACUCCAGCCAGUCGCCUGCAUCUCUGACAUCAGACACAUCGUCACCUCGACCGUACGUUUCACCACGGAAUGGCACACAGCAGGGCAACCAGAAAACCCCCAGCAGCGUCGCAUCUUCACAGGCUCGGGGCGGUACAUCUUCAGCUAAGCAGGGCUCGACCCCCCUAGCUCAGACCUCUGAGAAGCGCCCAGAGGACCCCAGGACCCUGCAACAAAGAAGCCAGGAAAUUCUCUCAAUGGGAUCAAACACAGCUGGUGCUGCGCUGUCCCACACCGCUUCCAGCAGCACCGGUCAAAGUCAGCCUGACGCCCCCAGUUCCUUCACCCCCUCCCUGGCAGCUCACUUUGAUGAGAAUCUCAUUAAACAUAUCCAAGGAUGGCCUUCAGAGAACACUGAGAAACAGGCGGCCCGGCUGCGCGAGGACAUCCACAACAUGGGCAGCCUCUACAUGUCGGAGCUGUGCACGGAGAUGAAAAACCUUCGCUCCCUGGUCCGAGUCAGUGAAAUUCAGGCCACGUUGAGGGAACAGAGAAUCCUGUUUCUGAGGCAGCAGAGCAAAGAGCUGGACAAGCUGAAGAACCAGAACUCUUACAUGGUCUGAGCAAGGACAGACUUGGGACGAGAUGGUUUCAAGAAUGUCUGCCAACAGCCGACCAGACGUGGACAGCUGCUCCUUGCCUGCCUGUUUACCCCCCACCCCCCCCCCCCCCCCCAAUCUUUCCCUCAUCCCACAAGAGCAACUAAGAGGCUGUUAGACGGCAGCAGCUUUUCCAAGGGUGAGAUCCAUCACCCUGAACACGUCUGCCAUGUUUUUUUGUUUUUUUUUUUUCGUUUUUUUUUUUUUCUUCUCCAACCUCCACUGCGAGUCGCUCUCAUUGAUAACGGCUCACCAAGCUGGACACCAGAGGACCUCAGGCUCUUUUCAAAAAAACGGCACCUUCUCCGAUUGUGUGUAUUGUACUGAGUUUGUUUGCAGGUGUGUUUUUAGAUGUUGUGGUCAGAAAAAAGAUUAGUUCAUUAUCUUAAAAAAAAAAAAUAAAAAUACAAAAAAAAAAAAACUGUCGGAACAUCAUUAAUGAUGAUUGUCGGUGGACACGUGGACUUGAAGAAUCAGAUAUUUCACGUGAUGUUACACAUUUCCAUGCACUAGAAUGAGCACCAUUCCGGUUCCACUUGCUCCAGUAAUAAUGCUUGCAGAAAACACAGUAAGUUGUCUCCAGAAAUCCUGUAUUUGAAAGACAUUUUGGAAAAAAAACAACACAUUAUCGGACCUAGGUCAGCUGCUAGUACAUAUGAGGUCAUGUGAUCUCUUCAUCAGUUCUGCUUUAUAAUGUUUUUUUUUUUUACUGUUUCCUCCCAAAUCCGAAUUGAAGGGAACUUUCAUUCCUUUUGUGCGGUGAUUGUGUAAAAAUGACUGAACUGACAGUCAUGUAAAUUAUUGUUCAACAUAAUUUUUUUGUGCUUGUAGUCAUUAGGCAACACUUUUUUUUUUUUUACUCUUUAAAGUAAAAUUUUUUUCUUUGUUCAGCUGCUGUGGCUGAACGCCUUCAACAUUCAAAUUUGUAACCUGAAGGUUUACUGUUAUUUUAAUAUAUAUAUAUGAACAACCGAGAGAUCACAUUGAACUACAUUUGUACACCCAGAAAAGCAAUUUAUUUUCUCUCUCAGCUGUUUAGUUUUCCUUUUUGAGUCCAGGAGAUGAUGUGCACACUUGUUUUUUUUUUGA
Messenger RNA from Doryrhamphus excisus (bluestripe pipefish), 3093 nucleotides. Its product is annotated as WW domain-containing adapter protein with coiled-coil-like. Gene Ontology annotation, biological process: positive regulation of TORC1 signaling; regulation of autophagy. Gene Ontology annotation, cellular component: nucleus. The record is from RefSeq and is a predicted model, not a curated record. Gene Ontology annotation, molecular function: chromatin binding; RNA polymerase II complex binding. Lineage: Eukaryota; Metazoa; Chordata; Actinopteri; Syngnathiformes; Syngnathidae.